Molecule: messenger RNA, 2191 nt
Organism: Sphaeramia orbicularis (orbiculate cardinalfish)
Lineage: Eukaryota; Metazoa; Chordata; Actinopteri; Kurtiformes; Apogonidae
Gene: cirsr
Product: corepressor of RBPJ and splicing regulator
Exons: 10
Coding region: 404-1762 (452 amino acids)
Biological process (GO): negative regulation of DNA-templated transcription
Cellular component (GO): nucleus
Molecular function (GO): transcription corepressor activity
Source: RefSeq, a predicted model, not a curated record
GCACCAGCUGACGUUUUUAUAUUGUAAUUUGAUAAUUAUUGGUAGAAAAUAAAUAAUUAAACUGGUAGAAAUAUAAUCCAAAAGUUUGAUUUACUGCAUAAGUUUCACUUCAUUAACUCGGAACCAGGGUUUGCCACUCCAGUACAACUUUAUCUGUGCAUUAUAUUAACUGGCUAUUUCUGUUUGUCUGCAGGUGUUUAUUUUUUCUGAGUUCAUAUCAGGUAUGAAACUUAGCUAUGUUAGAUGUCUAACGCAGGACGGGACUUCUUCGACCUUACGAUUCCCAGUGUAAAACGUACUUCGCCGAGGCUCGGUUUGUUUACGUGCGGAGCAAGCUACACUUCUAGCUCAACUAGAAUAUACCCUUCGAAUGGUCUAAUUCAGAUAAACAUAUUCGUCAGCCAUGGGGAAGUCAUUUGCAAAUUUUAUGUGCAAGAAGGAUUUUCAUCCUGCGUCGAAGUCGAAUAUUAAAAAGGUAUGGAUAGCAGAACAAAAAUUAACUUUCGAAAAGAAGAAACAAGAAGAACUUAUGCAGGCGUAUGUGAAAGAGCAGGACACGUACAACAACAGGUUACUGAUGGGGGAUGAUCGUGUUAAAAAUGGCCUCAAUUUUAUGUACGAGGCUCCACCUGGAGCAUCCAAAGAGGAAAAGAAAGAGGAGGGUGAAGAAGAGUAUAAGUUUGAGUGGCAGAAAGUGGCUCCUCGAGAGAAGUAUGCAAAGGAUGAUAUGAAUAUUAGAGACCAGCCAUUUGGAAUCCAGGUGCGCAAUGUGAGAUGCAUCAAAUGUCACAAAUGGGGUCAUGUGAACACAGACAGAGAGUGUCCUCUCUACGGGCUGUCGGGUAUCAAUGCCAGCUCUGUGGCUUCAGAGGAAGCAGCAGGUCCGUCAAUGCACCCCUCGGAGUUAAUGGCGGAGAUGCGAAACAGUGGGUUUGCCCUGAAAAAAUGUGUCCUUGGUAGAAACGCUACUGUUUGUGAUCCAGUGCAGGAAUAUGUGGCCAGUGAGGAAGAGGAAGACCCAGAGGUGGAAUUUCUGAAAUCCUUAACAACGAAGCAAAAACAGAAGCUCCUCAGAAAACUCGAUCGCCUUGAAAAGAAGAAGGCCAAGAAAAAGAAGAGUAAGAAAGAGAAGAAGAAGAGCAAGAAAAAACACAAGAAAAAGCAUGACAGUGACAGUUCGAGUGACUCCUCUGAGAGCAGUAGUAGUGAUAGUGAGUCAGAUUCAAGCAGUCAUGAGAAGUUAAAGAGCCAAAAGAGGAGGAAGAGCAAGAAAAAAGAAUCCCGUCGGGAUAACAGCUCCGAGAGUGAAAGACGAGCCAAGAGUCAGAAAAAGGCCUCUUCUCACAGGAGCAGGUCACCGAGCCCACACUCCGGACGCCGGCGGUCUGAAGAGGAGUCAGGAGAUUACAGGCAAACAAGGGCCGAGAGAGGCAGGAGCAGGAGUAGGAGUAGAAAGCGCAGCCCGGAGAGCAAGAUCAAGCUGGAGGGAGGUCAGGAGAGGAAGAGAAACAACAGCAGGGACAGACAGAGACCUGGCAGCUCCAAGUCCAAUGUGGACAGAGGCAGGGAGGACAGAGGUAAACACAGGCAUCACAGCGGAGACAGGGAGAGGAACAGAAGUAGCACAGAUGGAAGGACAGGCAGAACAGCGGAGGGGAGGAGUAGAAGCAGGGAAAGACGCAAAGAAAGGGAGGGCAGAGGUAGAAGUAGGAGUAGAGACAGACGAGAGGGCAGCCGAGACAGAGGGAGGAGAAAAGACUGACACUUUCUUUAACUGUUUGAACAUGAAAAUACUUUAACACGUCCUGCAUAGACCCCACUGUGUCCCCUGUACAUAAAACUGAAGUAAAGCUCCUUCUGUCGCUCUUCUUUUCCUCCAGUAGAGGGAAGCAGUCGACAGAAAAUGUGCAGCUGCCGUUCCACUCUGGUUUUCUUGUACUGUGUGAACGGGUGUAAAUUAAUUGAUUACCAUUGGAGGCAAUUUGCGGCUAUGAUCCGUUGAUGGGAAAAUGUUGGACUCAUUUUCAUGGUCAGUUGGUCAUUAGAUUUUAUCUGUUGCUGCAGAAUUUUCUCCCACUCCUGUCAUGAUUGCGUCUUUGUCUUUUUGCAAAUAUGACACUGUAAACUGUAACAGGACGGAUGUUGAUUUUUUUUGUUUGUUUUUGAUUAUUAAAACUUUUAUUCCUUUCAA